AUAAUUGUUAAUGGAGAAACAUUCAGAUACUGGGUAACAGUGCUAUAAGAGUAUUAUAUAAUUUACACUGGAGGAAGUUUGUAUUGAUAGCGCAUGGUUUGUUAAACAUUGUACUUUCAUCUAGAAAAAGUUUGCGAAAACAUGAUCUUGGAGUGUGAAUGAGCAGGCUGAUGUAUUGGAAUUAAUGUUUUGUGUAUUGGGAAUUAUUGACGGAUGGAGUAACACCCAAAAUGACUUGAAUGACUUAUGAGAGAGCUGAAGGAGAAAAUACAGCUAUAGUAUAAAUGCAGGCACAAACAGGCCCUGCGAUGGACAGUAAUUAUAACUAUAGACCGAAGGGUCAAGGUCAGUCACAAAGAAAAAGAUGUCUGAAGGACAGUCGUAUGAACAGUAGUCAGGGCAGCUGUUCAUCUGACGAGGAAUUCCAUUCAGAUGACAACUUACGACCUUACGAGGAGGUGAAGGUCGCUCACCAGGACAAAAAACUCAAUGGGUUAGGUCUAACCCCUGAAGAGCAUGUUGAGCUAACAGCCAUGGACCAAAAAGUUCACAUGAUGUGUUCCAAAAAUAACAACAAAACCCCUCGCUUCUACACGUACCGUGAGGGGUCGGAGGGGGAAGAGUCCGAACAGAAUCUCUCAGUGUCCACAAAACACGCCUCCCUAAGUGUCAAUCAUCAGGGGUCACAGUGCUCAAUUUCAUCCAAUGAAAUGGACAAUAUGCAUUCUAUGCGAAAUGAAGUUGUUUCCAGGUCAGAUUCUGACCCCGACAACCAAAAUCAUCACAUUAACUCACCGCUUGGCCAAAAUAAAUUCCAUCAUGCAGCUACAGCACCAGGGGGUCUACCACCCUGUUUUAACCCCCCUCCACCACCGCCACCCAUAGAAGACAUUCCACAUCAAACGACGGUGCCACAGAGACUUAACAGGUGUAUAGGGCCAUCGUAUCGGGGGACCUACUCGGACGCCGACAUGUGUCAAUGUCGGGGUCACUUUGUGGACUCUAACACUGCGUUACUACACAAUCACCACAGUAUAAGGGGACAUUACUCAGACAAUGAGAACCCCUAUCACAGGGGACAUUCGUGCUCAGACAGUGAACAUUAUCAUCAAGUGAGACCUUGUGUUUAUUCGGGGGAGGAGAGUGACUUUGAACCCCAUUAUUUGGAGCAGACUGCCUCAGGCAAUGUCUUCAUUCCAGAUGGACAACCUCGGUUUCCACGCACAGUGCCAAGGUCAGGGUCAGUGCCAAUGUCAAGGUCAGGAGAGCUAGUCAGUCCACAACCCAUCAGACCCCAGUGUUCUAACACAGUCCCCAGUCACUUCCUCAAUGGGGAGCACCACAAUUCUGAGAGGCAGGCCUUUCUACCACACGGUCAGUGUGGAUACCCCGCCAAUAUGACAUCUCCACCCCGCUCUCACGACUGCGGCUACACAAAGUUUGGCAAUACUCCCCACUACAUGAAAAAGAAGUUAAAAAGAUGGAGCUGGAAGUGGGCUGCCUUAAUUCUAGUCAUUAUUUGUGUGGGACUUCUGGCUGCCACCACUUAUUUUGCAGCUCAUUUGACGUUUGAGAAAAAUGAGAAAAAAGAGGAAGUACCUGGUGCCUUAAACCACACAGUUUUAAAGUUCACCCAGACCCCCUUCCACCUAGACGAUAGUAGACCCACCUACACAACAAUUCCUCCUCUAACCCUGUGGCAGACCUACUUCAAUCAAAAAGAUUCCAAGUUUGUCAAGUUUGAUUUCACCAUUCCAAGCAGCGCUCGCCUGGCGAUCUACGGCAGACGGAACUUUCCUCCCACCAUUGCUCAGUUUGAUUUCUACCAGGUUUAUGAUGGGAGUACCAUUAAAGACCCUUCAGCUCAAACAAUGAGGGAUAGGUAUAAGCGAUCCUUACCUGACAAGCAGACAGCGCUGGUACAGCUAAUGGAGAAGGGCAAGUGGUACAUUACAAUAUACAAUGACCGGGAUCAACCGCAGGAAAUAGGAGUCUCCAGGACCACCAUCGACUCUAUGGGAUCCAGUUGUGAGAGGGAUUGUUUUGGACAUGGACUCUGUGAUAACCAGGGGAGGUGUCAGUGUUUUAAUGGAUACCAUGGACCAUACUGCUCAGAACUUGAGUGUCCCCGCCUGUGUAACGGCCAGGGGGAGUACAGACAGGGAGUGUGUGUCUGUCACGAGGGGUGGAAGGGUCCCGAGUGUGACACCCCAGCCAACAAGUGUGAGAAUCCCACAUGUAACAACAGGGGGCGCUGUGUGGACGGCCAGUGUCAGUGUGACAAGGGAUUCACCGGACCCCACUGUGGUAUAGUGACCUGUAUAGAUCCUAGUUGCUCUGGUAACGGGCUUUGUCACCUGGGUAAAUGUGUCUGCUAUAAGGGGUUCAAGGGAGACCACUGUCAAUUACCAGACAAACUAAACCUGACCCACCUCUGUGCCCGGGACUGCUCGGGCCACGGGCAGUUUGACUGGGAUACGGGCCGGUGUGUCUGUCAUCGAUUCUUCACGGGCCGGGACUGUGAACAAGGUCAGAUAUCAUUCCAUAUUAGGAAGCACGCAGAGAUGUGUCGACUCCGGUGUAUUAACGGACGGUGCCACAAUCAGCGCUGUGUGUGUGAUAAGGGCUGGGGUGGAGUUCUGUGUGACACACGUAACUGUGACCCUCGAUGUGACGGUGUGAAGGGCCAGUGUGACAAAGGGACAUGUAUCUGUAGAACGGGCUGGAACGGCAAACACUGCACCAUAGAUGGGUGUCCAAAUGGUUGCAGUAACCAUGGGAACUGUCGUCGUUAUGGUAACAGUGGAUACAAAUGUGACUGUCACACAGGUUGGAAGGGGAGUGGCUGUAACAUCGCCAUGGAGAUGAUGUGCUCAAACAAUGUAGAUGAUGACAAUGACGGCCUGAGUGAUUGUCUGGACCCGGACUGUUGCUCUAGUGCGGCCUGUACCAGGAGUCCCUUCUGUCAGACGGUACAAGACCCGGCCGAGAUUCUGCUACAGAAACCUAAACCAAGCUCCACCGCAUCCUUCUUCAAGAAAAUGAAAUUCCUGAUCGACAACAACAGCAUACAGAAGGAGACAUCAAAGAAUGCAUUUAAUGAAAGCCAGGUGUCAGUUAUCCGUGGUCACGUAGAGACAAGGGACGGGACUCCGUUAGUGGGGGUACGGGUCAAUGUCAGGAUACAGCCCCUGUACGGACACACACUGACCAGGAAUGACGGAAGGUUUGACAUUCUUGUGAAUGGAGGAGGUUCUGUUACCUUGGAGUUUACACGGCAACCACUUCAGUCUCACACCAUUAGUGUGUCAGUACCAUGGAACCAGAUCAUCACCAUGGAGACGGUCAUCAUGGAUCUCCAGUCCGGGGACUUCACGGAGCCUGACCCCUCCUUGUGUGGGGUGGGGCAUGACCACCACAGCAUGAAACCCAUCGUCUUGUCCACCUGGCAACACACUCAACUGGGGGCAUGUCCAGAAAAAAGCACUCUCAUUCCAGAGUCUCAGGAGUACUUCCAUCACACCUACAACUUCCAAGAAGGUAUCCUACACAAGGGAGAUGGGAGUAACAUUUACCUGAAGGAGAAGCCCCAGGAGCUGGUCUGUAUCCUAGGUAACGGUAUCCAGAGGAAGCUUGACUGUGCCAUGUGUAACGGUGACGCCUCUAACAAUCAGGUGCGAGCCCCGGUAGCCCUGGCCAGCGGCAGUGAUGGAAGUCUGUAUAUCUGGGACGACAACUUCAUCAGGAAACUCUCUCCAGGCAGAACAGAGAUUGUCAGUAUCCUCAAAACAGACUCUGUGUUUCACAAGACAUAUAUGACAGUGAGUCCAGUGAAUGGGAAGUUGUACAUCUCUGACUACAUGCAUCACCGAGUCAUCCAAAUCGCCACCAUGGGGCCUGUCCAGAAUCUAGAGCAAAACUUCAAGGUCAUUGCUGGGAAUGGAGAGGAGUGUUCCACAGGACUGCUGGAUGAGUGUGGGGACGGGGGACUGGCCAUUCAGGCUAGACUGCUGGGACCUAAAGGUAUUGCUAUCAACAAGGAGGGAGUGAUUUACAUAGCAGACAACCUCAACAUCAGGCAGAUUUCUGCCACAGGGAUUAUCACAACUCUGAUUGGCUCACACAACCAACUCAGAACACAGGAGCCUAUGUCAUGUGACCAUAGCAGACCAGCCAGUCAGGUUCAGCUUCACUGGCCCACAGCUCUGGCUAUAGACCCACUGGACGACUCGCUCCACAUUCUGGAUAAAAACGUCAUCCUGAAGCUGACCAAGGACAACUACAUAGUGACCAUCGCUGGCCGACCCAGUAACUGUCCAAUCAGGAGCAUCGGCUCUCUGUUAUCUGGAAUACUGUCCGAUGAGGAGGAGGCUUCAGGAAUCGCUGCUGAGGUCAGACUGGUGGACGCGCAGAGCAUCACCUUCGGCCCUCACGGAGAAAUCCACGUGGUGGAGAGUGACCAACACAGGAUAAACCGAGUCCGCGUCAUCACUUCUGAUGGCAGGAUCCAUCACUUUGCUGGCUCUAAAUCCAAGUGUGACUGCAAGUCCAAGACCUGUCUGUGUUAUGAUGCAAAGGAGACUUUAGCAGCCCAGGCACUGUUUAACUCCCUUACCUCUAUCACUGUGACACCAGAUGGCAUUGUUCACAUCGCAGACAAUGGAAACUUACGUGUGUUUUCUAUCAUGUCUAAGCUUCCUCAACCAGAUACUAACAACAAGUAUAAGGUCUACUCUCCCGACACAAAGGAGAUGUACAUAUUUAAUGACCACGGUCAACAUCAACAGACGGUGGACAUCAUGACCGGCCAGUACAUGUAUAACUUUACAUACAAUGUCAACUCCUUCUUCAGUAAGCUGGUGUCUGUCACUGAUGACAUCAAAAACAUGAUAGAGCUGACCCGCGACAGCAAUCUGCAGGUCACCCAGGUCAUCUCCCCCACCAACCAAAGAUCCAAAGUGGAAAUGAACAACUUACACCGACUUCAAAGAUUUACGUCUCCCAAUAACAACUCUGUGUCCUUUACGUAUAAAGGAACCACGGGCUUACUGGAGUCUAAGUACCUCAGUAACGGUCAGAGUUACUUCUACAACUACAACGACAAGGGGCGACUGAUGGAGACCCGACAACCUACAGGGGAGAUAACCUCCCUAGUUACCGACAUCAACACAACAGGGUCAAUUGUCAGGGUCAACACAGACAGCAGUGAUGUCAUCUCCAUGGCAACCUAUGGCAGUGUGCAGUCAGUCAUGCAUGUGAAAAUCUCUCAGGGGGCAGCAGAGACCCAGGUGACCUAUUUACCAGAUGGAGGGGUUGUGGUCAUGUACCCCACCAACAUGUCCAUAACCAUAGAAUCUGGGGGACACCCGGUCCUGUCCAAUCAACACAGGAUGCACUUCAAGCGGAAGAUCAUCGGUCCAAACCAGCUGGUCCACAAACUGGAGUGGAGGUUCUACGCCCGUCGCCGGUACAGCCCGUCCUGUGGGCGUAAGACCCUGCAGAGACUGGGCAGUAAAAUGAGGGUAGGGGAGUCCCGCCCGCAUGUUAGCAUGUCUGACUCGCCUGACAUGUCCUCCAGAGGCGAGGCCAAAGCCCUCAGGAUAAAUGGAGUGAAUCUCUUGUCUGUGGAGUACGACCGUGUGAACCACACAGAAAGCAUACUUAAUAAAGACUCCCAGAACAUCCUAUGGAUCAUGUACGAUGACAGCGGCCUGCCGGUCCAGUUCCUCCCAUGUAGUGAGCAUCACGCCAUGAACAUCACGUAUAACCAGCGGGGACAAAUCACGCACUGGCAGUACGGAGAGAUGUGGGAGGAUCUAACGUAUAACAGGGACAAACUGCUGCUGGAGCGAUCUAGAUCGGGGACUGUCCAGUACAGAUUUAACUACAGAUACGGAAAGUCAUUGCCUACAGACAUUGUAAUGCCCAGCGGUAAGCAGUACUACUUGGAGUAUAACAGUCUUGGAGAACUGGAGAAGAUUCGAACCCCUGACCUUGGUUACCACCAUUUUAACCACAUCACCUCUAUUGGGAAGCAGCGGUAUCUUUACCACAUACCAGGACUGUCAUACCCUUACUCUGAGGAAUACGAUGGCAAUGGUAAACUCCUUAUGGUGGUUUAUCCCAGUGAACAGAGGCGCGUGGCUUACCGUUACAACAGCUAUUCUCAACCCACGACGGUUCUUUUCGACGAGACACAGGUAGAACUGGAAUACAACGAGCAGAUCCUAAAACUGUCGCAGUCCACCAUCUCCAGUGGACCCUAUAGCUGUGUGGAGACCUACGCUUACUCCGGAUCACUGGUGUCCAGCUACGACGUGACCUUCCCAAAAGACGAUAAAUUAAUCACCGGGUCAUUUUCCUACACCUAUGAUAAUAACUUCAGGAUAACAAAGAUUGACGCAGGUUUCGGUGUGCACAUUAAUGGAACUAGCACUAGUUAUACAUAUGAUACCAACACAGGCAAACUUAAAACACUGGGUCCAUUGAACUUAACAUUUAGAACAAUGUACGAUUCAGAGACAAUAUCAGAUAAGUUUGUAACAGUUACUCGCAGUUAUGAUAAAUAUGGACGGGUGGAGAACACAAAGUAUCGAUUUGAUAGAGACGGUGUGCUGACAUUAAAAGUAGGGUACGAUGUCUACAACAGGAUCCACAGGUGGCAAAGGAAUGUUAAUGGGGAAGAAAUCAAAUACAUGUACAUGUACGAUAAGGACAGUAAUAUCAUAGAAGUCUUUAUUAAUGGGCAGUCUGCCUGGAGAUUUAGCUAUAGUAAUAACGGAAACAUUAACCGCGUGACGGAGGAUGGAAUUCCAAAGGACCUGGAAUAUGACACAGGAGACCGGAUUAUCAAGUCCGGCAACAAACAGUACAAGUUUGACGAGGAUGGAUUCAUGGCCAAGAGACACAAUCAGGAUCUCAAGUUUAAUUCUAAUGGACAGUUGAUGUACGUGGCUAAAACUGGCAAAUACCGCUACUUUUACUUCUAUGACUCCUUUGGAAAAUUAGUUCUCAUGGAAUCUAAUGGUGGAGAAACAAUGCAGUACUUCUACAGUGAUGCUUCAAAUCCUGAUCGCAUCACCCACACGUAUAACAGAACCUCCUUAGAGGUCACGGAGUACAUUUACGAGCCCAGCGGAAACCUAAUAGCCAUGAAGCGAGGUGGAGUGGUGUACUACAUCGCUUGUGACCCCAUGGGCUCCCCAAUAGCGGUGAUGAACAAACAAGGCCAUAUCAUCAAGUCCAUUGUGUAUGAUCCUCUGGGGAGGGUGGAGAAUGACACCAAUCCCAGUUUCGAGUUCAGUUUUGGAUUCCAGGGAGGGUUGUACAAUCCCGUUACAGAGCUGGUCAUCUUUAGUAGCCGAGUCUACGACACAGAUAAUGGCCGCUGGCUGUCUCCCAGUUACAAGAACAUCAUCCACAACAUCAAGAAAAUCCUAGAGGCACCAGCACUGCUCAACAACUACAGAUUCCAGUAUCUGGUGAACACACACACAAAGACCUCCUACCCCAUACUCUCUGUAACUGAGUGGAUGUCCAUGCUGGGGUACGACAUUAGGAGCCUGGCUCCGGACAUAUCGUACACGGGAGAAAUUCGUCCAAAGAAGAAGGACACCGAUCUCUCCUUACUGCCGACGUCCUCCGCCUUUGAGUGUACAUUCCUUCAGGAUAUGGACAGCUUGCUGACCAUGUCCAUUGUUCCAAAGUCCAAACUAUCACCACUGCAGACGAGGACAGAUGUGCAAUUCGCUGCUCUAGCAAGUAUCUUUGGCGACGGAGUAACUCUGUCUUAUCGUAAUGGCCGUGUAGAGGUCGGGGUCAUGGAGAAGACUCCUGAUUGGUCGAAACAACUAGCCCUCGUGCUGGUGAAUGGCUCGGAGAUUCUCGACUUGCAGUAUAUUAUCAAUGGCAAGGACGUACAUUAUUUUGUGAAACCAGAAAGUUCUAAGGCGGCGGAGGAUUUGAAAACUUUAGGAAUCUAUAAUGAUGAAAUUCGAUAUGAGAAUGGACUCAAUGUGACAGUGAAGAGGCCUGCUCACAGAAGAACGGAGACGGACAUCAAGCUUCAUGGCAAGCAUUCCAUAAUCAACAUUAGAUACGGCACAACGUUAGAACUCGAGAGGCAGCGAGUUCUCAGCCACGCCACAACUCGGGCAGUUAACCAUGCCUGGAGGCGAGAAAAAUGGAUUCUACAAAACUCGCUCACAUCGCAAUAUCAAUGGACUUCAUAUGAAGUGAAUGAAAUUCUGACCCACGGAUCAGCGAGGGGAUACGAGGGUCGAUACAGACAAUCUCAAACCCCGACUCAAUAUCCCGAAUUAUCUGAUGACUGUAACAGCAUCAAACUCCAGAAAACCAACAGGUGAUACACAUAGACAAUAUCCUUGUUAUCAAUUUUGAGUUAUUCCCAGUGAGGGUGCCAAACAAUCAGCUGGAAAGAUUCAGAGAAGGAAGAUAAUUCCUGAUUUCUUAUUGAAGCUGAAAUUUAUAAUGAUAUCCCUAGCAUCUCAUAAUGUGUUGUGAUUACUUACACUAACAGACACAAAUCAAAUUGUGCCAUGGAAACAAAAUAAAAUGAUAUGAAUGUGCUUAGGCAAGAACGGAUGGAUUCUUGUGGUGCUACAGUGAGACUGAGUGAGAGUGUUAUUGUUGAUAUACAUGUGUGAUGUCAUAAAAUAUUUAUUUAUUAUCCAAUCAAAAGCAUGGAUACAUGAUCAUUAUCCAGUAUCUAAGAAUUGUAUUCAUGAAGAAGUUGUGAAAUAUUCCGGUAGGUAUACUCCAGGAGGUGGUUUAUCCAGGGGUACCCGAUUGUACCCCAGAACGCCGUUUCCGUGGGUAUUGACCUAAUUAGACAGUGCUAUUUGUGUAUCAGUAUUGUGGACUAUGAUACAAAUGUUAUUGGUCAUAUCAAAACUGCUGACAUUUUCAUACUUACAUAUACUAGUCACUUUCCAUCAUCACUGUUUUAACUUGUAUAUGCUGGUCACUAUACCAAGCUGAUGAUCAUGUGACUUAAAAAAAAAGAUGUGUUUUCUCAUCCAAAUUUGCAUGCACAUAUCUUUUGUUUUCUUUUUAAGUAUCAUAUUUUGUAAUAUUUUAAACUGUCCACUUUUAAAAAUGUUUACAUGAAGUAAUUUAACAUUUUAAGGUAUUUUUAACUAGGUAGAAUUUUUGACAGGGUCAAGGAUGACUGUAGACUGUUUUCCGCUACAGCUGUGCAAUAUUUUAGGAAAUCAAACUUUCCUUCUUCCAUUUGAUGAUGUUUUUGGAGUAAUUGCUAUGUUCUUUUCUGCAAUCCUGAAUGUUUGUGUAUUUUUAUGUGUUCCUAUCAAACAUUAUUUUCCUUUGUAUGUGUCAAUACAAGGACUUGAACAUGAUUGAGUUCUUCCUCUACAAUAAAGUCAUAAUUAAGAGAAACAUUAUAUACAUUUUGUCUUAAGAUGGCAAGGCAUGCCCUGUGUUUAUAAAACAAAUCUGUUCUUUUGUUUAUAACUGUGAUAUGUGUUUUUGUUGCAGCAAACAAACUCGAUCUGUUCACCAGUAAUAAAACCUGAGCCCUUUAUCUUCGUAAGAUAGAAAUCUGUUUCAUGUUUUCAUUUUUCUUUGUAACUUGUGCCAAACUUUAUUUUUUAAGCUCUCUCAAUGUAAACCUGUUAACUAGUCCCAUUAACUAAUUAUCACUUUGACCAUUGCAGAAUAACUAUAAACAGAGUGGCCAUGAAAUGAUCUUAGUUAUUCUGUCAUGAGUAUGUCAUUUAGUGUCACAAAUAUAUAUGUCAUAAUAAACGUUACGAGACAUAACCGUUUGUCUUAUGAUGUCAUGAAGCAGUUCUGUCAUUACUUGUAUGUCUUAUGAUGUCAUAAAGCAGUUCUGUCAUUACAUGUAUGUGUUAUGAUGUCAUAAAGCAGUUCUGUCAUUACAUGUAUGUCUUAUGAUGUCAUAAAGCAGUUCUGUCAUUACAUGUAUGUCUUAUGAUGUCAUAAAGCAGUUCUGUCAUUACAUGUAUGUCUUAUGAUGUCAUAAAGCAGUUCCUUAUGCUUUCUGUACAGACUAUAUAUAUUAUACAGUUAAGAUACUCUUUAUUGCUGUCUAUAGGCUCUCCAUUUACAAAUUAAAAACAAAUGAACUUA
Molecule: messenger RNA, 10131 nt
Organism: Saccostrea cuccullata (small rock oyster)
Lineage: Eukaryota; Metazoa; Mollusca; Bivalvia; Ostreida; Ostreidae
Product: teneurin-2-like
Exons: 29
Coding region: 285-8366 (2693 amino acids)
Biological process (GO): motor neuron axon guidance
Source: RefSeq, a predicted model, not a curated record